AGAACUGAGAAGGUUUAUAGUCCUGUGACUUCAACACUGCAGGACUCACAUCUGUCAGUCAACACAGCAGAAAGCACAACCACCAUGACUCUCAUCACCAUCACCAUCCUCAUCUGGACGCUGACCUGCUGCUGUUUUACAGGAUGCAGCGGUCAGGUGACUGUGACUCAACCUCCAGUACUGACAUUUACUCCUGGAUCCACUGUCACUCUGACCUGUAGGACCAGCCAAGCUGUUCGGAGAUUUGAUGAUGGUGAUGAUGCUAUGUACUGGUAUCAACAGAAAUCUGGACAGGCUCCAAAGCUCCUAAUAAAAUAUGCAACAACACUUGAGUCAGGAACACCAACUCGAUUUAGUGGCAGUGGAAGCAGCUCUGACUUCUCUAUGACCAUCAGUGGAGUUCAGGCUGAAGAUGCAGCAGUUUACUACUGUAAGAGUUACCACUACAUAAACAGUGCUCGGGUGUUCACACAGUGA
Neolamprologus brichardi is the source of this 477-nucleotide messenger RNA. NCBI's taxonomy places the organism in Eukaryota, Metazoa, Chordata, Actinopteri, Cichliformes, Cichlidae. The record is from RefSeq and is a predicted model, not a curated record.